AUGCCUGUGACAAGGUCCAUCACACGAGCUCGCCCUAUGCCCCUACGAUGUGCCGUUGCGUGCUGUCGUUCGGGCAUACACCCUACCUCUCCGAGCUCGCCAGACGCCGUCUGGAUCACCAAUGCCGUCCUGAACCGAGCCAUUGAGCGAUUCCACCAUGCCCAUCCGAUCCCGUGCAGGCGUCUCAGCUCCUGCCCGGGCCCGAUCGAGAGCCGGCGACGUCUGGGCAAGCGCCACAUGACCGCCAUCCUCCCCGAAUCUCGCGCCUCGCCUUUACCUUGGACGAUCGAUCUGCCCUACAACCUCGGGGAAUGGACCUGGGAGGCUCCUAAUGCUCCAGCAGACCGCCACAAGAAAAAGCUGAGCCGCUUCGAGCGGCUCAUCAGAUGGCUCGAGGGACCCACGCAGGAGGACGCUUCGAUACCUGCUCCGACACCCACAAACCCAGCGGAGACGAUACCAGCAGAGACCGUACCAGCGGAGGCCAUAUCAGAGGCCCAGGAAGUGCUGGCUGAGUUUAGAGAUGCUCUCGCCAGCCUCCAAGGGAGACAGAGCAGAGCGAGUCUCUCUAAGGCGUGCGGACCCUACACGAGCCGAAUUCUUGAAUUGAUUCGGUUGAGAGCGAUCUCCCUCGACGACAUGACAUCGGCCCUGGAUCCAUUUGACUCGCGCAUCAGGGAAAAGGUGCCCGCCCAAAUCCUCGACUGUAUCCACGCAUGGUACCUGCAAGAGGUCGUCCACGCUAUACAUGCCAGUCGAACCGUACCGUCAAAUGAUGCAUUCGGCAAGGAGUUUUGGGAUCAAUUCUUUGACCAGGUGAUCGCAUUGACACCACAGCGACCGACAUUCCGUCUUUUCCAAACACUUGUUAUCAAGGGCGUACAAAAGAUAGAUUUCAAGACGGUUCCCGAGUACUAUCGGCGCCUAUUCCGGGCGCACAUCCUGCAUCAGGCGUCUCUCCCUCAACAGAACGCAGCCCGAGCCGCAGAACAACAUGCAACGCUUUUUGAACAAGUCAAGUUUUUCAGGAAGGGAGGCCUUGUGGAGUUCUGCAACAAACUGAUCGAAUCCUGCAUGGAGAUCCCAGGUGACGACGAGUUUCGCAAAAGAACUGCCUAUCACCUGCUCCAGACCUUGGCGUAUAUCAUUCCCCUCAGCAAGUCGACUUUCGGUCGGUUUGCCAGUCGGAUCAACGGGACAGCCCCGUGGAGAAAAGAGGAGGCCUUCAUCCUCGUCAGAGCCCGCCUGCUCUCGAAGGCGCGCAACCGAAUCAAUGUGGCAGCAUAUUACCACCGAUCCUUGAACAUGCGCGACGGUCACCACUGGACUUGGCUGAUCAAGGCUGCCCUCGGCGACAGCUCGGAAAGACAACUCCAGAACCUGCGAACCCUGACUCACUCCUGCAACAUCGUUGGCAACCUGGACGCGCUUCUCAUGGCAGCAGCUCGGAUGCGAGACGGCGGGUCGCUCCUCCGAGAUAUCCUUGUGGCAAGCCGCGACCCUUAUGUCGCUGUCGCCGCGUGGGCGACGUACAACGAGGGACGAGAAACAAAGGCCAAGUGGGGCUGGCACAUAUGGCUGCCCUACAUCAGGGCCUUGAUAGAGGACCCUGAGAUCGACAUCGCCCUCAUCUGGGACGCUGUCGACCUUUUGCCGUUCAAGUCCAUGCAGAUAUUGCCCCCGAAGUACCAUUGGGAAGGCAUCGGAGACAGGAUGACGUUGCUGGAGAGGAUGGCUGACUGGUUCAUGCUGAGGACCGACGUCACUCCUCGGCAACAGCUUAGAUUCGUCGAGAAGUGCAUCGCGCACGGCCAGGUCGCAGGAGGACCCAUGUCGAAGCGCCUCAUGGCCAACCUAGCCAAGCUCGUCAUCAGGGAUCUAGAGGAGGGCAGCCUGGGUCGCACCGCUCGGCUGCAGUACCUGAUCAAGAUGGUAGAACUGCAUCUGGGCCCAGAGGAAGCGGCAAAGGUCAGGCAUCAGCUGGAAGGAUGGAGAUGGAUCGUCGUCAACCAAGACUUCGGCAACAAGCCCAAGACCAAGUUUGACCUGGAAGAGGAGCUGGACGAGCUGGGAGUGGAGAUGGAUCAAUACCAGACCCGCCAGGGACUUUUGGAGGAGGAACUGAUGUCUGAUUCUGAAUAUGACCUUGAGGAGUAUGGGAGCUGA
This is a messenger RNA of Fusarium keratoplasticum, 2166 nucleotides long. RefSeq lists its product as uncharacterized. Lineage: Eukaryota; Fungi; Ascomycota; Sordariomycetes; Hypocreales; Nectriaceae. The record is from RefSeq and is a predicted model, not a curated record. Bases 1 to 2166 code for a protein of 721 amino acids. The transcript has a single exon.